This is a messenger RNA of Ostreococcus lucimarinus CCE9901, 1866 nucleotides long. RefSeq lists its product with no specific name. The coding region runs from base 1 to 1866 and encodes 621 amino acids. The record is from RefSeq and is a predicted model, not a curated record. The transcript has a single exon. Lineage: Eukaryota; Viridiplantae; Chlorophyta; Mamiellophyceae; Mamiellales; Bathycoccaceae.
AUGUCCGUCGCGACGUCGCGCGCGCCGUCGCGCGCGCCGGCGUCGCGUCCGCGACGGCGCGCGCGUCGCGGACGCCGCGCGACGACGCGCGCGCUCCUCGCGACGACCCGCGGGACGUGCACCGCGCACGGACUCGACGGCGCGUUCGAGCUGACCCACGACGCGCGCGGGACGACGUUCGUCGAGCGCGUGACGCUGGCGCGCGGCGACGACGCGGACGCGCUGACGACGGAGAGCGGUCGGGACGACGACGGGACGACGUGGGACGCCGACUGGUACGGCGACCGCCGCGCGACGACGCUCGACGGCGCGCACGCGUCGGCGAUGAUGACGUGGGUGCGCACGAAUCAGUGGAACGAUGAACUCGCGGCGGCGGGACGAUUGCGGAGGAAGAAGCUCGCGGAGGGGGUCGAGGCGACGGCGGCGCUGCGGCGGUACGGCGUCGAGGCGCCGACGCCGGCGAAGGUCGAAAAGCGAGGACGAGGGAGGGCGAAGCGACGAACGGGUCGCGGGUUCGGUGGAUUCGGUGGAUUCGGUGCGUCGAGCGACGCGCGAGCGCCUCGCGUGCCGAGGUGCGCGACGAGCGUGUACGCGGUGUCGAUGCUCGACGGCGGUCGAGUCGGCGGAAGAGUCUUCGUGGACGAAGCCACGGGGUUCGCUUGGCGCGCGGAAUUUUAUCAUCAACGCGGCGUCGAGACGUGGAUGUUCGAAGGGUGGGAGCGCGUGGCGGUUUCGGAGACGGACGAGGUGGCGGUGCCGCGUCUCGCGCAUCGAACGCACGCCGAGGGCCAAGUGACGACGUUUCGCGCCGAAUCGACUUCGUCGGCGAGCGAGGAUCGAGAGACGUACGCGGCGUUACCGAGCUCCAGCGUCGCGCCGUGGGCGAGCGAGCGCGCUUGGUCGGGCGAUGACGCGACGAUAGCGACGUGCCGAGGCGAAGGUGGACAUAUAUUAGUCAAGGCGACGCUGGAAUCGAGCGACGACGGCGGCGCUUCCCUGACGGAUUGGUUCGUCCUCGACACGGCGUCGACUGGACUCGCCGUGGCGCCGCACGUCGCGGACGCCGUGUCUAUGCCGUCGUUUGGUUCCAUGGCGAUAGUCGGCGUCGCCGCACCGCUCGAAGGCGCCCUCAGGCGUGGGAAAAAGUUAUCCGUCGGCGCGCUCAGCCUGUCGUCGCCGAUUUUCAUGGAACAGAACUUGGACGGCGCGCUCAGAGUGCCGAACGGCGAGCGACUGGCGGGCGUCAUCGGUUUGUCCGUGCUCGGCGCGCACGCCAUCGUUCGCAUUCACGCGCCGUUGCGCGUCCCUGGAAGUCGCGAUCCACCAAAGUUGGACGUGCGCGUGUUUCGUCCAGAGGCGUACGAGCCGAGCGCCGAGAUCGAACGCGCGUGGGAGCCCGUGGUUUUCAUAGACGGCGUUCCGUACGUCGAGUGCUCGUACACGAUCGCCAACGACGGAUUCCAGGGCGUGACUGAGAUGACCACGGAGCGCAGAGGACUGUUUAAGCUCGCGUUGGGGACCGGCGGGGUCGGCGUCGUGCUCGGCGAUCGCGUCGCCGUCGAAGCCGACGUCGCCAAUCGCACCAAGGCUUUACAGCCCGGAGGCAUCAUGUCCGGUCCCGGCGAGAGCGCCGGUCGUCUUCAGCGCGUCGGCGACGAGAUCGUCACCGGUCGAAUCGAGACCGUUCGUUUCAAAUCCUUCGAGUUUAAAAACGUUCGCGCCGUCGUCCAUCUCGACGGCGCGCCUCCGGACGCCGACCUCAGCCCGCACGCCGACGGCGCGGCGUGCGCCGACCUCUUCCGCGGCUGCGAGUUCGUGUUGGAUUUACGUCCAUCGAACCCUCGCAUCGCCGUGUGUCCGCCCUGA